Messenger RNA from Microdochium trichocladiopsis, 744 nucleotides. RefSeq lists its product as uncharacterized. The coding region runs from base 1 to 744 and encodes 247 amino acids. The transcript has 2 exons. NCBI's taxonomy places the organism in Eukaryota, Fungi, Ascomycota, Sordariomycetes, Xylariales, Microdochiaceae. The record is from RefSeq and is a predicted model, not a curated record.
AUGGCUCCUCCUGCUUCCGUCUUUCUUCCCAUCCUCGCGGCUCUCGCGGCGGCCAAGUCUCUCAAUGAGUACGUGCCUGCCUGUGGUGCGCCUUGCUUGAGCAACACCAUCAGUGCCUCAACUACCUGUGCCGCCGACGACAAUGCUUGCCUCUGCGAGAUGAAGUACACCCUCAAGCGCAACAGCCAGGCCUGUCUCCAGGACAAUUGCGACGAUGCUCAAUAUGGCCAGGUCAUGACCGGCAUCGACUCGUUCUGCCGUGAUGCCGGCGCCGGCACUCCGCCUUCCAGCCCGGCACCAACUGUCGAGCCGCCUGCUCCUACAGGGUACCCGACUGCAGAGCCUCCCGUCGAGACCACCAUCUCAGACCCUUCGUACUCUCCGUCCGUCGAGCCUCCCGUCUACCCUACCGAGGUGCCCACCGACAGUGUCAGCUCGUCCGAGACGACCAGCAUCGACACCCCCACCGUGACUUACGGCACCGACUCGACAAGCAUCGACACACCCACGUUGACCUAUGGUACCGAGUCGCCCUCUGUCACUCUUCUGCCUCCGGUCACUGUCACGCCAACCACAGCGAUCUCCGUUGGUACCACCAGCCAGUCCACACUUACAAGUGCAAGCCAGUCGCAACCGCCCUCGACCACGCCAAGCCAGAGCCCAAUUGCUGCUGGCGUACAGCAGCGUGCUGGCUACGCUGCUGUGGCUGGCGGGCUUCUGGUCGCUGCCUUCUUUGGCUUCUAG